Molecule: messenger RNA, 949 nt
Organism: Boleophthalmus pectinirostris (great blue-spotted mudskipper)
Lineage: Eukaryota; Metazoa; Chordata; Actinopteri; Gobiiformes; Gobiidae
Product: NPC intracellular cholesterol transporter 2
Exons: 5
Coding region: 183-638 (151 amino acids)
Biological process (GO): intracellular cholesterol transport; cholesterol efflux
Molecular function (GO): cholesterol binding
Source: RefSeq, a predicted model, not a curated record
GAAUCAAGGAGAAGGAAGCGAGGAAAGAGAAAUGAGUUGCGGCCAGAGCGUGGAUCUUGUAUGGGACAGAGACACAGCAACACAAGGAACUAAAACGAUCUGGGCGGCGGACUGGUCUGUAUUCUUUCGGUACUACGACAACUGCGUUCCUUAGCUACAGUGUGACGAUUAAAUAAGACGACAUGGAUUCUUGGAAGACUUUGUUCCUUCUAUUUUCUGUGAUUGGGUUCACCUGGGCCGAGGAAGUCAAUUUCAAAGACUGCGGUUCUUCUACUGGAAAAGUUUCCACAGUGAACAUAACCCCCUGCCUUGAUCACCCAAAUCCAUGCAAACUUAAAAAAGGAGAAAACUACAGCGUCAAUGUAACCUUCCUUAGUAAUGUGGAGACCCUGAAGAGCACAGCUGUGGUGCACGGUGUUAUUGCUGGAGUACCUGUUCCUUUUCCUAUUCCAGUCAGCGAUGGUUGCCAGUCUGGCAUUAACUGCCCUAUUGAAAUGCAGAAAUUCUAUAACUAUGUAACCACAUUGCCAGUGAAGACAGAAUAUCCAUGUCUCAAGUUGGUGGUUGAGUGGGAACUGAAAGAUGAUGGUAGCAAAGAUUUGUUCUGCAUUAAGUUUCCUGUUGAAAUUGUGAGCUGAAGUGUUAACGUCGGCGAACUAAAUAGUACUGAGAAUCACAUCAAUUUUUUCUUACGAUUGCAUUUUAUAACUGCAUAUUUUAAAAUGUUUCUGACUUAACUGUUAUUCUUUAGAAAAGAAAUCAGAUAUCUUUUGAUAUGGCUUCUCACUAAUAACAUGUCAAUGAUGUCACAUUCCUAGCUUGAUGGCUGCUGUGUAGUCGGAAAGUACACAAUGUACCUUUUUGUUUUCAUGAAAAUUUCUUAUUGACAUUGUACUAAAUUGUGUAGAUCUAUAUUAAUAAUUAAUAAAGUGAUUUAAAUUCUCCCAAA